Messenger RNA from Megalobrama amblycephala (Wuchang bream), 627 nucleotides. RefSeq names its product small nuclear ribonucleoprotein polypeptide G (gene snrpg). The record is from RefSeq and is a predicted model, not a curated record. The coding region runs from base 132 to 362 and encodes 76 amino acids. Gene Ontology annotation, molecular function: RNA binding. Gene Ontology annotation, biological process: spliceosomal snRNP assembly; mRNA splicing, via spliceosome. The transcript has 4 exons. Gene Ontology annotation, cellular component: U4 snRNP; U1 snRNP; spliceosomal tri-snRNP complex. NCBI's taxonomy places the organism in Eukaryota, Metazoa, Chordata, Actinopteri, Cypriniformes, Xenocyprididae.
GACCCACCAAUACAGAAAAUCCCGCGACCUCGAAAGCCACUUCCUGCACUUCAGGCAUCUUUCUUUCCGUUGUUUGAAACGUGUUUCAAACGUUUUUGUUUCACAAAAGUGUUAGAUCUAACUAAAUAAACAUGAGCAAAGCACAUCCACCUGAGCUGAAAAAAUUUAUGGACAAGAAGCUUUCACUGAAGCUCAAUGGUGGUCGUCAUGUUCAGGGCAUCUUGCGUGGGUUUGAUCCCUUCAUGAAUCUGGUGGUUGAUGACACUAUAGAAAUGGCUCCAGGAGGACAGAUGAACACCAUUGGGAUGGUGGUAAUCAGAGGAAACAGUAUAAUCAUGUUGGAGGCUCUUGAACGAGUAUGAGGAACAUGCCCAGCUUUUUCCCCUGCUUGUCUGGGGUUUUUUUUUUGUUUGUUUGUUUGGUUUUUUUUGCAUCCAGCCAAGCUAAUAUCAAAAUGGGUUUCUCAUGUCUGUUUACAGGCUAAAUACUAAUGCAGAAAUCCUUGAUUGUUAAAAUAUUCUGUUUUAUACGAUCACCUUUUUUCUUUUUUAAUGUUUUCUUAUGCCUGUAAAAAUUUGUGUACACAAUUCAUAAAACAUUUUUGUGAAUAAAUGGACUACAAUGUGA